AUGGCAACGCAGGCGGAGGUAGCCGAGCAUCUUGGUAUAACUGAACGCUGGUUGCGGGAUCUUCAGAAGCACCCGGGAGCGCCAAAAAAUCGAAAGCGUGGUGAAUACGAUAUUGAUGCCUGGCGAUAUUUUUAUAUUUCAUACCGUAUACGCAAAGGAAGAAGCGAUACUGAUGACGAUGGAAAUAGCGAUUACGAAGAAAAAUUACUUAUCGCCAGAUGGAAAUUGACUGAAGAACAGGCAAUAGCACAGCAAUUAAAAAAUCAGGUAACCGAAGGCAAGCUCAUUGAUUCUGGGUUCUGCGUUUUCGCUCUCAGCAAACUGGCGAUGGCAUUGUCCAGUACGCUUGAUUCCAUUCCUUUAUCCAUGCAGCGACAGUUCCCGGAUUUAACCCCGCGUCAUAUCGAUUAUCUGAAAACCCUUAUCGCAAAAGGCGCGAAUCAGUGUGCGCGGACAGGGGAUAAAUUGCCGGAGUUACUCGAUGAAUAUAUCCGAACUACAGCUGAAUAA
Messenger RNA from Cooperia oncophora, 510 nucleotides. Lineage: Eukaryota; Metazoa; Nematoda; Chromadorea; Rhabditida; Trichostrongylidae. The record is from the annotation of a GenBank genome assembly.